AUGUUUCCGACCUUUGACGUUCCUCCUCAGCACUCCGAGACCGUAGGAGCUCGCAAAGCAAGAAGAGCGAAACAAGAGGAAACUGCUCGACGAUCUUCCACAGCAACCUCGCGCUCCUCGGGAAGUGCGAAUAGCACAGCCAGCAAACGUCAAGAUGGAGCAAGUUCAUCAGACUCCAGGACCGAAGGAAAGAGCGGGUUUGGAGGCUGGUUUGGAAAAAAUAGCAAGAAAGGCAUCCAGGAGAUCUCACCGCUAGCGAAUGACAAACCCACAUCGCAUCCAAAAGACCUGAUGAUAGAAUUGGAUACGCCACCUGACGAAGGACCAGCACCACGGACUGCUCCCUUGGAUACAGAUGAACAUGUGUUUCGAAGACCACAGUCACAUCAUUCUGAACGGGAACCUUUUGCUAUUCCGCCGCAGCGUCUCGCUCCACCUUUGACUCCGCUGCCUACUCCUCCUGCGACUCGUUACAGCCCGUUUCCCAUGUCAGAUAGAGCAUCCCAGUACUCCACACAGUCGCGCUCAUCAUCGAACCCGGCCAGUGUUGCUCAAUCAAACAACAGUGUCUUCUCGGGCUCGUCUGGCUACGAGACAGCUCUCUCAGAAGACAGUCAUCAUGAUCCUCGCUAUUCUGUUACAUCACCCAAGCAUCAUCGGCUCAAUGAGGCGCCAGUGUUUGAGCCAGUGGAACGGGGCUCCCGGACUGGAAGUAGACAUAGCAGUGAACGCGACCAAAGUACCAAAGCAGCCCAAUCACCAUUCGCUCGCGCUUUGUCGAAGAUGCAGAGUGCUAGCACGCGCAUAAUCUCCACACGUUUGAGUGAAGAAUGGGAUGGCUUGGAGGAUGAUGACAGCUAUCAAGAGAUAGUGUUUGAGAAACGGCUAUGGGCACUUACAGCAUAUCAACGCCUAACCCAAAAUAAGCCCCUACAGUCGCCUGCCCACGAAUUGCUUAGUGAUAGUCGGCCGGAGGAUCAGAGAAGAAUAUUGCAUAUACAUGGGUCUUUAGCUGAUGGCUGGGUGCUUGCAAGUCGCUACCCCAUGGCAACCGUAUACACACUAUCUUCGAUCAAGAGUCACCCUGUCACACAAUAUUCUGCACCUCUGAAUCAUCACUUACUUUAUGCGCCUUCACUUUCGUCACCAACGCCCUUUCCAGAUGGCUAUUUCGACGCCAUAAUCUCACGCUCCGUUGCAACCAGUCUUCGACACGAUGAAUGGGCACAGUCUUUUUUUGACAGCAUGCGAAUACUCAAGCCAGGCGGGCAUAUUGAGAUACUCGCAGUGGAUGCGCACAUGAGCCGCGAAGGGCCCAAGUUGUCAGCAUGGGUUGACGAGCACUUAUCAUGCAGAUUGGAGGCACAAGGCGUGAGCAAGCAACCUUCAGACACGGUAUUAGAUACUAUGGAGAUUGUAGGGUUGGAAAAUAUCCGUCGCGCGCGUAUAGCACUUCCAGCGCAACCACCCAAGGCCAUGGCCAAGGUCGCACCUGCUCAGUCACAUACCUUUGGUACCACCAUACCAGCCCCCACACCCCAAGAUACCCUAGAUACGUCAAGAAUGAUGGCUUUCUUGGGUCGUCUCAUGUAUCAAGGCUCAUACAACAAUUAUAUGCACGCAGAGCAGGGCGAUGAGUGGUUCUGGUCGCGCAAGGACAUUCGAGAAGAGUGCGAUCACUACAAGACGAAGUUGGUGCUUACUAUCGCAUGCGCUCAGAAACCUUAUGAUGGACACGGCAUGGAGACUUAUCUGGACAUUUAAAUAUGAGGAUCAAACGAUCAUCACAACAUCGAACUAGAAUGUUUUCACUG
Molecule: messenger RNA, 1814 nt
Organism: Pyrenophora tritici-repentis Pt-1C-BFP
Lineage: Eukaryota; Fungi; Ascomycota; Dothideomycetes; Pleosporales; Pleosporaceae
Product: Methyltransf-11 domain containing protein
Molecular function (GO): S-adenosylmethionine-dependent methyltransferase activity
Source: RefSeq, a predicted model, not a curated record